Molecule: messenger RNA, 1949 nt
Organism: Bicyclus anynana (squinting bush brown)
Lineage: Eukaryota; Metazoa; Arthropoda; Insecta; Lepidoptera; Nymphalidae
Product: cilia- and flagella-associated protein 100-like
Exons: 1
Coding region: 240-1949 (569 amino acids)
Source: RefSeq, a predicted model, not a curated record
UUGAAGAAAUCUAAUAGCAUAAAUAUACGCUUUAUACUACUACUAUACGGGAGUGAAACCGCGAUGUACAGCUCAAACUAAAACCAAAGUCGCAACAAAAUAAUGAUCUCGGUCAAAAUCAAGUGACGACUCAUUUGAUUUAAAAAAAUGAAAUUGAAAAAGUAUAAGUACAAAGUAAUAAUCUAGAAGGCUUUGUUAAUAUUUAUUAUUAUAAACAAUUUUGUACGACUUUGAUUAAAAUGCUAAAUGAGGAAGAUAAACCUCUAACUAUCAGUACUUGUAUAACUAAAAAACGUAGGUAUUCAGAUAAAUUGCUGGUUUCGUCUUCACAUAAACAAAACGAUGUAACGAAAAAGAAAUGCAGUAAAUUACCCAAUGACGAUUUGAAAAAAUACAUUUUACCGAAUAAUAUACUUUUAUCAAUAGCUAAACUUAAAAAACCUGAAUUUACUUUACCUUUAAAAUAUUACUGUAAGCAACAGGACAGAGAUCAAUUCAAACGAAAAUUAACUAUUGGUGUGAGUGAGAAAUAUAAAAUUGUAAGCGCCGAUCUGCGAAAGCGUUUAUAUGUAAGUAAUCCGGUAAAUGAUAUUAACUCGGAUUUUGAUGUAGAUGCUGACUAUUAUAGAUAUUUAGAUGGACGUCCAUUACAACUUCAUAAUCCAGGUUUUAAAUCAUUUAGAGAAUGCGUUAAACAAAUAUUGCACCUAAAAUAUGAGGUUGGAAUAAAGAGAGAUGGCAUUUUCAAUUUAGAAACAAAUUAUCGUAAUGAACUUGAUAUUUACUCUUUGUCUGUGAAGAGGUUAACCGAUCAAGCGAAAUAUUUCGACGCAUUUAUAUCAGAGGAUUAUAAAAAAUCUAUGGAGUUUCUAGCUAAAUGGGAUAAACUUAAAUUUCAAGUAGAUUCAAAGAUCAAAGAGUUACAAGCAACGGGCACUGAACAAUUUUCUCUUAAGUCUAGGCUUAUUGGCUUGGAAUAUAAGUACAGUGUUCAGUUAAAAUAUGGAAGAUUUUUGUAUUACUUGUCUCCGCCAAUAUGGCGUUUGAAUAACAGGGAAUUUGCCAGAUCUGUUGAGAUCGAAGCUAAAGGUUUCGAUUAUGGAAAUUCCCAUGAUGAAGACACUUUUGCAAUAUUAUUUGAGAAGAUGCGUAAAAUAUGCUAUGGCAAUACAAUUAGUCCAGCCCUUUAUUUUACUCAAGCAAAUGAUCUCAUGACUGUUUUCAAUGAAAUGGAAAACCAACAGCUGUAUUACUACACACAUAUAAGCCAUUUGGUUCCACUGAUAAAGAUGCUUAAAGAAGAAAUAAAAUCGUUAAAGGAAGUAAUCUUACAGGAGUAUGCAAUGGUUGCUAGCUUAAUUAAAAAAUACGAAAUUUUGCUAUCAUGUAGUGAAGAAAGGUGCACUGAAUUAGAGCUUAAAUUUUAUAAAAUAUUAUUUGGAUUUUUUUACAAUACAGUCGGUGUACCGGACUUUUUAAAAUUAGUUUUACAUUUAGAGUUUUGUUAUGAAAAAAUAUUUCAAGAAAGACCGAUAAAUAUAGAUAUAACCGUCAUAGCAAAGUCUAUUGAAAUAUUCUACAUGGAUUAUUCGAAACAAUUAGAUGAAAUCCGAAGUAACACUGUAAGACGUGCUAUGUUGAAAUGCGAAGAGACAGAACGUUUAAAAGUUGAGAAAGCGAAACUGGCUGCUAAGGAAUUGCGUCUAUUUCAUAGAUUAGAGCGGGAAUUACUAAGGGCUUAUGGAAUAGCUGCCGACCGUGUUUACACACCGAUUAAAAAAAAAUGUGGUAAAAAUAAAAGAAAACUUACGAGUACAUCAUCAAAUAAGCUAAUAACAAAACAAAAAGAAAGUAAAUCGUUAACUGAUGUUGAGUUUGAGUAUUUGCGACUUUUCACUGACUGGACCGAGAAUGAAGACCCAGUUAAUUGUCUCCAAUCUUACGUUUGA